Molecule: messenger RNA, 1907 nt
Organism: Rhodofomes roseus
Lineage: Eukaryota; Fungi; Basidiomycota; Agaricomycetes; Polyporales; Fomitopsidaceae
Product: cytochrome P450
Exons: 14
Coding region: 103-1752 (549 amino acids)
Molecular function (GO): oxidoreductase activity, acting on paired donors, with incorporation or reduction of molecular oxygen; iron ion binding; monooxygenase activity
Source: RefSeq, a predicted model, not a curated record
AUGUGUCAGCCCAAUACACUUCUGCCGACUGCCGAGGGGACCAACAUACCUUCGCAAUGUCUGGGCGCAAUUGCCUGAAGCAAUCGUCGACGGGCGACCCGAAUGCUCACGCGGGGGUCUGCUAGCGUCUUGAUACAUCGCUGCCUUUAUAUAACACAGACAGGAUCAGCAUCUCGCAGCCUGUACCUCCGAGGCGGCCCUCCUGCAAUGGAUCCCAUACUGUUCCUGUUUGGCAUUCUCUUCGUCGUCCUGGUUUGGCUGUGGAUGUCUGGAUAUCGAACACCUACAACUUCGCGCCUCCCUCCAGGGCCGAAACCGGUUCCCUUCUUGGGAAACGUCCAUCAGCUUCCUUCAGUCUCCCAGCAGACAAGGUUCAGGGAAUGGGGGGCUCAGUAUGGCGAUAUCGUCUACCUGCGCCUUUUUCGGACAUCAGCAAUCAUCAUAAACUCUCUAGAGGUUGCGCAAGACUUACUGGACAAGAGAAGCGCAAAGUACUCGCAUCGGCCGCGCUUCAUCUUGUUACAGGAUCUGAUGGGAUGGGAUGUGCUGACGCACUUCUCAUAUGGGGAACGCUUCCGAAGACAUCGCAGAUGGAUUGCAAGCGCCUUUCAGGACAAACAGGCUCUCUUGAGCUACCGCCCGAUCCAACGGAGAGAAAUCUCCGUGCUUCUGUCCGGGCUGCUCGAGACGCCGGAGCAGUUCAUGCCUCAUAUCCGAAGAUACGCUGCAGCGUUAAUCAUGGAGAUCGCCUAUGGCCAUCGCGUUGAAUCCGUAGAUGAUGAGUACAUUCACAUCGCAGAGUGCGCCGGCAAAGAGACAGUGGAAUCCGGGAAUGCCGGGUCGAUGCUUGUCGACUUUUUCCCGACUUUGCAAUAUCUGCCCAUAUGGUUCCCUGGCGCCGGAUUCAAGCGGAAGGCCGCUGAGGUCAAGAAAGUAGUACAGAAGAUGUUCGACAUGCCGUUUGAGAUGGUGCGAAAUGCCAUGGCGUCCGGCACAGCGUCUCCAUGUUUCACAGCGUCUCUCCUGGACGAAGUCCUUCGGCAAGGAUCCCUCAGCAAGGAAUAUGAGGACGACAUCAAGUCUGCUGCCGGAGUGCUCUAUGGAGCGGCAACGGACACGACAGUAGUCAUCCUGUCGACUUUCAUUCUGGCUAUGCUGUUGCACCCCGAAGUCUGUCAGAAGGCACAAGCAGAGAUAGACCGUACGGUCGGGACCGAAAGACUGCCAGACUUUGACGAUAGAGAAGCGCUGCCUUACUUGGAGUGUGUCAUUCGCGAGGUCUUCCGAUGGAAUUGCCCUGUGCCGCUAGGUAUACCUCAUCGAACGAUACAACCCGACGAGUACCGGGGUUACAACAUCCCUGCGGACUCGAUGGUGAUCGCGAAUAUAUGGGCGAUGACACGAGACGAGGCAUCAUAUCCACAACCAGAGGUAUUCCGGCCGGAGCGCUUUCUUGAGAUGGAUCAUCAGGCGCUGCAGUUGCUCGACCCUCGCAAUAUCGCGUUCGGCUUUGGUAGACGUGUCUGUCCAGGGCAACAGUUCGCAGACAGCAGUAUAUGGCUCGCGGUAGCUCAUCUCGUCGCCACCGUCAACAUCACCAAAGUGACAGGCAAGGACGGCAAACCCCUCACGCCUGCUGCGGAGUUUGUACCAGGAUUCGUGAGCCAUCCUAAGGACUUCACGUGCAUCAUCACUCCGAGGUCGGGGAAAGUCGUCCAAUUGGUAUCGGAUCUGAGGGACAUGAGUGCCUAAUAUGGGCUCGACACCCGCUCAUUGUAUUUGCAACUACUCUAUUGAUAUACGGUGCUUACUCAGCUGUGUAGAACAACCUACCUCACUCAUGAUCGAGUGAACGUUCAAUGAAAUUUGGACAAGGUAUUUGUCGAAUGCCGUCAGACACUUCUCGC